AUGACAGCCCAUUAUUUCCGGACCACGGCCCUGGGUACGAUUGUCAGGCUAGCAACAAACAAUCGAUUCCUGGCAUUGAAAAGCUACAAAGAUGAGUAUCCCAAGGAGGCAAGCAGCGGGUCCUCACUCUCUAAUCUCCAGCUAGGGGAUGAUUGCAUACUUGUUGGAUGGAAAUCAGAUGAUGAUCCUGAGAAUCCUCACAAUUGGUCUACGAUGAGGAAGACUGCGGUGGCCGUCCUAAUCUGCUUGUACACUUUUACCAUCUAUUGCGGAUCGUCGAUUUACGUUCCAAGCGUCGGACAGGUCAUGCAAGAGUUCAACGUCACAGAAACAGCGGCGUCGCUAGGUCUCGCCCUUUACGUGCUCGGAUAUGGAUUUGGGCCGCUACUUUUCUCUCCACUCAGCGAAGUCCCCUACAUCGGACGUAACCCCAUCUACAUUAUUACUUUCGCCGUCUUCAAUCUCCUCUGCAUCGGAGCGGCAUUGACAGAGAGCUUUGCUGGAUUCCUCAUCAUUCGUUUCCUGCAAGGAUUCUUCGGAAGCCCAUGCCUCGCCACUGGCGCUGCGAGCCUUACCGACAUGUUCUCCGUCAUCUACAUACCAUACAGUCUAGCGGCAUGGUCAGGCGCUAUGUACUGUGGCCCGGCACUUGGCCCAUUGCUUUCAGGCUUCUCAGUUGUUGUCAAGGGAUGGCGGUGGUCAAUGUGGGAACUGCUAUGGCUCUCAUGCUUUGUCUUCGUCCUCCUCGUCAUCUUCUUACCCGAGACAUCUACACCGACGUUGCUGUACCACAGGUCCAAACUGCUGCGAGAAGAAACUGGGUCGGACAAAUACAUUGACGCAACGUCCAUUGCGUUGAUGGCAGUGACCCCCGGAGAUACCAUAAAAGCGGCGCUGAUUAAGCCAUUCGAGAUCUCUCUCAAGGAUCCUUCAAUCGCGUUUGUGAACAUUUACACAUCCUUUACUUAUGGAAUAUAUUAUUCCUUCUUCGAGGUUUUCCCACUUGUCUAUCCCAAGAUCUAUGGAAUGAAUCUUGGAGAAACGAGCGCCGUCUUUGUAUGCGUUCUAAUCGCGUGUAUCAUUGGCAUCAUGUGGUACCUAUCUUGGUAUCGUAUAUGCAUCGAAAAGCGAUUCAAAGCACUAGGGUCCUAUGAUGUCCCCGAGACCUUCUUACGCCCUGGACUACUUGGUGUCUUUGGUGCGCCAAUUGGCAUGUUCUUAUUUGGCUGGGGCGCGAGAGAAUCAAUUCCCUGGGAGGUGCCAACGCUUGGUAUUGUCAUUUACUGCGGCUUCUCAUUUGUUGUGGGCUCUGGGAUCUUCAUCUAUCUUCCACUGGGAUAUCCUCAUUACGCGGCUAGUCUUUUUGCCGCCAAUGAUGCAUUGAGGAGUUCGUUUGCCGCAGCUGCCAUUCUAUUUGGUAGGCCUCUCUACCUGAAUCUAGGAAUUGGAAAAGGUUGUAGUCUUUUGGGGGGUUUGAGCAUACUUGGUAUUGUUGGGUUCUGGUAUCUCUUCCGCUACGGAGAUCAAUUGCGGAAGCGAAGCAAGUUCACAAUCCAAAAAUAG
Fusarium oxysporum Fo47 is the source of this 1563-nucleotide messenger RNA. RefSeq names its product major facilitator superfamily domain-containing protein. The record is from RefSeq and is a predicted model, not a curated record. The transcript is spliced from 8 exons. NCBI's taxonomy places the organism in Eukaryota, Fungi, Ascomycota, Sordariomycetes, Hypocreales, Nectriaceae. Gene Ontology annotation, biological process: xenobiotic detoxification by transmembrane export across the plasma membrane. Gene Ontology annotation, molecular function: fluconazole transmembrane transporter activity. Bases 1 to 1563 code for a protein of 520 amino acids.